AUGUUACGUAUUCAUAGCCAGCCCUACAGGCAAACUCUUAACCAUGUUAAAAAUAGUAAUUGCUUAGAUUCAACAUUAUUUUCUAGAAAUCCAGACCGAGAUGAAGACACGAUGUGGACUGCCGACGAAUGUUCCAAAUACUACCUGUGCUUAGAGGACGAGGUGUUUGAAUUCCAGUGCACAAAAGGGCUACUCUUUGAUGUCAACAGACAACUCUGCGAUAUGUACCAGAAUGUUCAUAACUGCGACCUCACUACAGAGACCAUAGUACCCAAGCCUUUGCUAGAUGCUGCAAAGUGCGCAAACGAGACGCAUCUCGGUUGCGCGGACGACACAUGCAUUCUAGCUGAAUACUUCUGCGACGGUGCUAACGAUUGUUCCGAUUCGUCAGAUGAAGGCUGGUGUGAUGUCAAUAACGAUCCAAACGCGGCUCUACCAUGUGACCCAGGGUUAUGCCAGUUACCUAACUGCUUUUGCACGAAACACGGCAACGCUACACCGGGAAACUUGAUUCCUAGUCAGACCCCACAAAUGAUCACUCUAACAUUCGACGGGCCUGUGAACCACGAAAAUUGGGACAUAUACCAGAAGCACAUCCUAACACCGGACCGCAAAAACCCUAAUGGAUGUCCAAUUAAAGCGACUUUCUUCGUGUCCCAUCUCUACACUAAUUAUAGGCACGUCCAGAAGCUAUGGAAUGACGAUCAUGAAAUCGCCGUACAUUCUAUAACACAUCGUGGUCCCGAAGAAUGGUGGUCCAGAAACGCAACAGUUGAGGAUUGGUUCGACGAAAUGGUGGGGCAAGCUAACAUUAUCAAUAGAUUUGGAAGAGUAUGGAUGGAGGAAUUCAGAGGAAUGCGCGUGCCUUACCUAUCCGUAGGUUGGAAUAGGCAGUUCUUAAUGAUGCAAGAGUUUGGUUUCGUCUAUGACGCCACUGUCGUAGCACCAAUGGUCGACCCACCCUUCUGGCCAUACACAUUGGACUACAAAAUGCCUCAUCAAUGUACUGGUAACAACCAAUAUUGUCCAACACGAAGUUACGCUGGGUUAUGGGAGAUGGUGAUAAACCCACUGAAGAACGGAGACCACUCCUGCGCAACCCUCGAAUACUGUCCAUCCACGUUGAGCGGAAACGACGUGUACAACGUCCUAAUGGAUAAUUUCAAGAGACACUACCUCAAGAAUCGGGCACCGUUCGGUAUCCACUUAAAUUCCACGUGGCUAAAGAAUAAUGAUUAUCUUACGGCACUUAAAAAAUUCACGGACGAACUACUAAGACUACCGGACGUGUACUUCGUAACAUACCGUGAAGUCAUCGAUUGGAUGAAACGACCCACUCCAGUAUUGCAACUGAAGAAGUUCCAACCCUGGCAGUGCAAGAACCGACGCUUCCAAGAAUCGGAGAUAGCAUGCAGCAAACCGAGGACAUGCAAACUACCCUCCAAAGUUUUGGAACACGACAAAUACAUGAUCACCUGUGUGGAUUGCCCGAAGAGUUAUCCGUGGAUACGAAACGAAUUUGGUUUUGAGUAG
Messenger RNA from Leptosia nina, 1533 nucleotides. The record is from the annotation of a GenBank genome assembly. NCBI's taxonomy places the organism in Eukaryota, Metazoa, Arthropoda, Insecta, Lepidoptera, Pieridae.